Diabrotica balteata is the source of this 1832-nucleotide messenger RNA. The record is from the annotation of a GenBank genome assembly. Lineage: Eukaryota; Metazoa; Arthropoda; Insecta; Coleoptera; Chrysomelidae.
AUUUAGUAACACCAAUUUUUGUCAAAAUGUUAAGUAGAGGGGUUUUGUUACUUUUUGCCAUAGCAGCGUAUGUACAGGGAACACCAGUUCAAAAGGGAUGGUUGAAAGGAGGGGCCGAUGUACCCAAUGUCCCAUUAGUGAAACAUGGCAACAAAGCCUACUUUCUUGGAGUUAACUACAAGGCAAACUUCCAAGAGGCUCUCCAAUUCUGUGAUGUCCUUUACAUGAAACUAUUGACCAUUGACUCAGAAGAGGAAAACGAUGCGAUCAAAAAAAUUAUUUUGGAUAAUAGGUCCACUGGUACCGAGUACUGGACUUCUGCUGCCAACUUCCUGGACAACAGAAACUUUGUAUGGAUGAGUACGGGAAAAACUGUAGAACAUACAAAGUGGGAAAACGGAGAGCCUAGUUAUAAUGGUGAAAAAUGCGUCCAGUUGUGGGAAAAAAAUAACGAUAUUCUCUGGAACGAUAGAGACUGCAACACCAAGCUCAACUUUAUUUGCCAAAGGGAAAACCACGAAGCUGUUCCAGCAGUAGCAUCAGCGGUGGUUCCUCCAGCAGCUGUUGGCAAACCAUCCUACAGCCCAAACAUUAACAUGUUGAGUUUUAACGGCAAAAACUAUUAUUUCUCAAGGGAUUAUAAAGGUAGAUUCACUGAAGCAGCCUUUUAUUGCAGAAUGCUCCAUAUGAGUCUUGUAACUAUCAACUCUGCCGAAGAAAACCAAGCUAUAGAGAAAUAUAUCAGAGAUAACAAUCUUGGAUCCAGAUGGUGGAUUGCUGGUACUAGACUAUUAGACGACACCUGGACCUGGUUCACAAACGGUCAACCAAUCGAGUACACCAAAUGGGACAAAAACCAGCCAGACAACAUAAACGAAAAGUGCAUAAACCUUCAACACACAAACGAAAACGGACUCUUCUGGAACGAUAUCAACUGCAACGAGCAAUUUCCCUUUAUCUGCGAGAAAGUCACUGGGGAAAACGUUCAACGUGUUAAAAGAGACGCGUUCAACGAGGAAGAGGACCCAGACGCAGAUGAAUUUGUUAACGCUGUUUAUGCUGCCAUUGUCGAAGAUGAUGGCGGAGAACAAACUCAAGUUGCUACUGUAGCAACAACCGAAGAAGACGACGACGAACUGGAACCUGUUACCGAUGAGGAAUGGCAGGCAGCUAUGGAAGACACUCCACCAGGAUUUUUGACUUACACUUACAAUGCUGGUAAAAAGUAUCACAUUGAACUAGAAAUGUUGGGUACACAAAAGCAAGCUCAAGUUUUUUGUGAAUACCACGGUCUUCAGUUGCUAGCCAUUGAAAAUGACCAAGAAACUGAAAGUACCAAAAAGGUACUUGAAGAUGUCGGUGAAGAUGGCCCAUUCUGGAUCUCCGGAAGAAGACCACUCUCAGACUGGAGAUGGUUGAGAAUCAAUCGUCCAAUUAUUUACCAAAAAUUAGAACCCAACGAAACCUUAUUCGUUGAUGACAGAACCUGCUUAACGAUUCUAUUAAACGGUAUCUGGAGGCUAGAAAAGUGUGAAAAGGUCAGACCUUUCAUUUGUGAGAAUCAAGAAAAGGCAGUUCCCGGUGGCCAUGUCCCGAAAGAUGACGUCGUUGGUAAUGUUGGUAAAGACAAUGACAAGAAAGAAGUCGCGCCUUCUGCAGCACCUGUUUAUAAAAAGAACUGUCUGGUUAAACCAAUUGUUAAUGUGUACAUUAACAACAACUUGGUGUCUUCCGGUGUUAGUUUAGCACGUGGAGCAGAUGAAGGUCACAAGAAUCAAGGCACAUAUUCUGUUAAUGUUAACAACAGCUUAAGACCAUGUGGAAAUAAAUAA